Molecule: messenger RNA, 4607 nt
Organism: Saccostrea cuccullata (small rock oyster)
Lineage: Eukaryota; Metazoa; Mollusca; Bivalvia; Ostreida; Ostreidae
Product: putative E3 ubiquitin-protein ligase UNKL
Exons: 16
Coding region: 30-2507 (825 amino acids)
Molecular function (GO): metal ion binding
Source: RefSeq, a predicted model, not a curated record
GAACUAAGCCACAUGGGUAUUUUCCGCCAAUGAAUGCAAUGACAUUUCACAACUGCGCAGCAAUGAUGCGCGUUAUGAAAAUAUUGACAACAAAAAUGCCGUCGGAAAGCCCAGCGGUUCAAGCACAAACAGAAAAACCGCAACAUUACUUAUAUUUAAAAGAGUUUAGAACACAACAAUGCCCGUUAUUUCUUCAACACAAAUGCACACAGCAUAGACCGUUCACUUGCUUUCACUGGCAUUUUAUGAAUCAAAGACGACGAAGACCUAUUCGGAAACGAGAUGGAACCUUUAAUUACAGUCCAGACGUGUACUGUACCAAAUAUGACGAUACGAAUGGGCUUUGUCCUGAUGGGGAUGAGUGCCCCUUUCUACACAGAACAGCUGGAGACACAGAGCGAAGGUACCACUUGAGGUAUUAUAAAACAGGAACUUGUGUCUAUGAAACAGAUUCCAAGGGAAACUGUGUCAAAAAUGGGCCACAUUGUGCAUUUGCACAUGGAGCCCAUGACCUACGACCCCCAAUUUAUGACAUCAGAGAGUUGCAGGCAAUUGAGACCCCAGAUCUGAAGGCUUCACUCAGUUCUUCCUCUGGAACCCCUAGUAGUUUAGAAAAGGACAAAAUUCUGGCAGAGGACCCAAAGUGGAAUGAUACAAAUUAUGUACUGGCAAACUAUAAAACAGAACCGUGCAAGAGGCCUCCUCGGUUAUGUAGGCAGGGGUAUGCCUGUCCGUCAUAUCACAACACGAGAGACAGGCGAAGAAGUCCAAAGAAAUGCAAGUACAGGUCGACCCCGUGUCCUAAUGUAAAACAUGGUGAUGACUGGGGCGAUCCGACACAGUGUGAGAAUGGUGACAAUUGUGCUUACUGUCACACGAGAACAGAACAACAGUUCCACCCCGAGAUUUACAAGUCUACUAAGUGUAAUGAUAUGGUACAGACAGGAUAUUGUCCAAGGGGGCCAUUUUGUGCCUUUGCUCACGUGGAACAGGAAAUAACUACCCAGAGAGAUGUUUUGUCAACAAGUGAGAAUUCUCUGGCGGCAUUUAUGAGCACAGUUUUACCAAUAGCUGAGAACCCUCAAACGAUAUACGCACUCAACACGGGUGAUCCCCAUUCUAAAUCAAAUCAGAAUGGUUCUAGUAGUUUACCUAAAUUACCGGUUCCCAUAGGAAAAGAACGAGCCAACAGUAUUCCUUAUGCUACUAUCACUAGUAACAAUAUAGCAACAAAUCAACACCUACAGACCAGUAGUCCACUCCCAGAGCCAAUAGGAAAAGGUCGAUCUAGCAGCACCUCUAGUAGUAUUACGUCAGACUCAGGAUUCUAUCAGCGAGCCCCGGGGUCAGAGAGAGAAGACUCGCAAAUGGUCAGUAUGAAAUUACGUCAACAGUUACAGUCUAUAGAUUCUGACCAAACAAUUGAUCUGGUGGAGAAAGCUAAGCGUAAACAGAAUCUGCUGAUGCUGCACAGUUUGACCUUCUCCACUAGUACGACCCCCAGCCCUGUAGCAAAUCAACAGCCCAAUGUGUCCACUAUGUCCCCUCUCGCCCCGGCCUUCUACCCCCCAGGGGAUACCGUAGGAUCUGUAAUAGGUCAUGCUUUGGAUGACCUAUGUUUAGAUGAUAUUGAUAUCAACAGUAUAGACCGAGAACUAGAUAAAGAUGAAAUUAACUCCCUUAGUAGCUCUUUAAGUGCAGGAAUACCAACUUCAGGUUUUGGUGCACAGUCCAUACCCAUAGGUAUCCCAGGAGGCCUUCAGAGGGGAAGUAUUGGGAGUCUUUCUCAAUCCCCUCCCUCCCCCUUUGGUAGCUUUUCUCAUGGUCUGUUGACAGGAAAUCAAAAACAGGAUUCUGGUGAACCAAAUAUUUCCUUAUUGGGUUACCACAAUCACAACAAAUUUAGCGACGUAAAUUCGAUGUCUCCUAGAAGUGGCCCCGGGGGCCCGCACUCUCCACUGUAUUCCUCAUCCAAUCUAUCCAAUAGUUCUCAAGGAGCAGAUAUGCAAAAGUUACGUGAGGAAUUCCAGCAUUACAAGACAAGACAAGAACACUGGGAGCAGGCUUAUUCUCAGGCGAAAAGCGCUUGUGAAGCAUGGAAGAGAGAGGCUGAGGAAUCCCUCAGAAAAGCCAAAUCAGCCGAGGAAGAAAAGGCUCAGGCGGUCAAACAAAGAGAUGAGGCUCUUGGAAGAAUAUCAAAGAUACAACUAGAUCUGGAUAAAAUGGGUGGUGGAUCCAAUAGUGUAAGAUUACUUCAUCAGGUGAACGAGAUAGAAAAAUUACCUAUUCCUCAGCUCAGACAGAUACAGCAACAACUUAGAAUGGAUAUGGACAAAUUAGACAAGGUGAUCAUGUACCAGCAGACCCUGAAAUGUAUUAUGUGUCAGGAUAGGAGUCGUAGUAUUACAUGUGUGCCGUGUAACCACAGGGUCAUGUGUGAAGCGUGCGCUGGAAAAUCCACCGAAUGCCCCUUGUGUCAUGUCCAACGGACCAAUUACCGCUUGUAAUGGCGGGAAUAACUAGGAUCUUCAAAUUGUUUUAGUGACUCAAGUGCUAAUAUUGACGCUUUGUUAAGCAGGUUUUCAUAUUAUUAAGAUGCAAACUUAUAUUUAAAGAAUUUAAAGUCUGGACAUUUCUCCCCUAAACUGUAAAUUUGGUCUGCUUUGUACUGAUAGUAUUUUAUUUUUCUUUUGUAAGGUUGUUUCAGAAUAAUCGGUGCGUACCUUAUUUAUACUUUGUACAGAUUGCUAGAAUUUUCAUGUUUUUGUGUAUUUUGACACAUGGAAUUUCAACAUUUACAAUGAUAUAGAACUCAAACUCACAUACAAGCAAAAAAUUAGUACCUAUUACAUGAGUUGAAAUGAAUUUUGAUGAUAUGAAUAUCUGGUUAACAAUAUGCAAUAGAGAGGGAGAUUUUAGAGAAUGGGUGCAAGCUGUGAGCCUUAUAAAUACAUGUAAAUAUACUUACUAGGGAUUUGUUUUGUCAGUCUGUGAUUCAAUAAUGAUCAUUCAUUUACAUAUUUUAGAGUAUUUGUCUAUGUAAAUUAAUGUAUACUGUUCUUGAACUUUGUUUCUUUUAUUUUUUUUAGUUUAUGUUUGGUUUCCAAUUAUUUUGAGUUACUAGUGCUAUAUGACUUGAUACUAUAAUGAGGUUUUUAUUCAUUCCAAAAAAAUAAUCAGUCCAUCUUUGUAAAUUUUUUUUCAUUGGGAGUUGAAAAGUAGUGUAUUAUUAUGUAGGAAAUUUAUAACAUUACAUUAUCUUCAUUCUGAUUCCAUGGCAACAGAAUUUUGCCUUGAAGCAGUACAUUUCAUCACUGAGGUAAAACAUGAGGAGGGAAAAUUUUGUUCCAAAAGGAAGUUUGAACAAAGAGAGGAUCCAUAAAAAUGUUAAGAUAAUUUUUAAAAGAAAUAAAAAUGGAUAUAUGAAAUAAGUCUAUACUCUCCACUGGCAGAGCUGUCAAUUGAUUUCACCAUUACUAUACAUAGAUUUUUUCAUGUUACUUGAAAUUGUCUUCAUUUUCAUUUUUUUCCCCUGUUUAGAAAUUUGUUGUAUGGUUUGUUUUAAAACAAAAAAAGAUUUUGGUUAAGAAAACUUCAAGCUACUGGAUAGCUGAUAGGAUUUUAAAAGUGGUUGUGUUACUCAAUGUUGAUAAUAGAAUGAAAAGAAUUGAAUCCAGUCGUAAAAAAUAGACUGAGAGAUGUCUGAUGUCUUGGGGGUUGAUGUAAGUGCCAUCCUUGCCUGAAAGAAAUAGGAAGAAAAGCUAAUUAAGGAAUUUUUUUUGAAAUUGUAUGUCCUUGCUUCUUGAUCUUGUGCAUGCUGGCUCAUACACUUAGAAGAAGGAGUAAGGGCAUUGGGUGUACAUUUGAUAGUUUAUAAAACAUAGUUCUCAUUAGUCAUAUUUAAGAAUUUUGAACUGUAAGCCUUAUCACAGUUUUUCACUCACAAAUCAUCGACUAGCCUUCAAUGCUAUGCAAAAAAAAAAAAACAAGAUAAGGUAGUAUUUCAAUUAGGAAAAUAAAUUCACUUUAUGCUUGGAUCCACAUAUUCUUUUUUUCCAACAUAUUAUCAUUUUCAACUUUGAAAAUGUCAUCGACUGAAAUAAGAUGUUUUCUCGUGUUUAUAUAGAACAAAAUAUGGUUUGCACAAAAUAAUAUUUAAUAUGUUUAAACACCAGGUUUUGCAGGAGACUGGGGUAGGCUAUAUAUUUAUUGAGGAAAAGAGAAAAAGUGUAUCUUGUAUUAGAGAAUUGUGGGAUGGCUUUCCCACUUGACUAUUUUUGAGAUUGUCCCAGUAUUCUGUAAGUCUAUUGUGUAGCACUUUUGAUGGUUUGUACCAAUGUUUUGGAGAUUAACACAAAUUAAAAUUACAUUUAGUUUAUACAAGCUUGUAUAUUUAAAAUUUUCUCAGAGAAGAAUUAAUUCAUUUGUUAUGGUAUUACAUAAUGGUUUUUCUUCAUUCUGGAUGAUGUAUUUUUCUACUGCUUACUCUUUAUUAAAAAAAUGCAGAAUAGAUUGUUGAGGAAAUUUCCUCUUUUUCCCCAGAAGAAAAUGAAUUUUGUUUAACAAAUUGUAGAUUAAGUAAAAAUAAAAUUUUAUCAGAAUUGAAA